AUGCAGUUACUACCUGUCCGAGGACAUCAAGUAUUUCAACAACCAGAACACAUGAAACCUGCUACACAUUUGUGGCGGCAAUUCCGCCUGGUUGAACUCAAACAAAACAUGCGCCAACAAGGAGACACGACAUUCAUAGAUGUGCUUAACGCCCUAAGAGUUGGAAAAUUAACGUCUAAGCAUCUUGAAGUUCUUCUUGCACAAGACCAACUCGUUGAUGCUACACGAAAUUUAGGUAAUAAAGACCUAAACUCUGUAAUACCUAAUGAUAUCAAUAAAAGAGGAGGUCUUCCUAAUAUAUUGAAAAUAUUCGUCGGAGCUAAAGUGAUGUUAAGAUCGAACAUUGAUGUGUCAAAGGGUUUAGUGAAUGAAAUUAUAUGGCCAAAUUUUCGUAGGGACCAAGUAUAUGCAGAUGACAUCCCAUCAGUCCGUAUUAAUUUCGGUUCAGAUGGUGAACACGUAAUUAAGCCAAUAUCGAUACAAUUUCCAGCAAAAUAUAGCUAUGGAACUGCUGAGAGACGAAUGUUACCGCUAAUCCUGAGUUGGGCAUCAACCGUUCAUAAGAUGCAAGGCUGUACAGUUGAUCAUGCAGUCAUUUAUCUGGGCUCACGGAUGUUUGCUGCUGGACAAGCAUAUGUAGCACUUAGUCGGUGCAGAUCAUUGGACGGUAUUCGAAUUGAAGAACUUGAUUGCUCAAAGAUGACAGGUAAAACCCCAUGUAACAGUGAAGCAUUAGAUGAAAUGAUUCGACUAAGAAAUAAUAACUCAUAA
Messenger RNA from Daktulosphaira vitifoliae (grape phylloxera), 771 nucleotides. RefSeq names its product ATP-dependent DNA helicase PIF1-like. The coding region runs from base 1 to 771 and encodes 256 amino acids. Lineage: Eukaryota; Metazoa; Arthropoda; Insecta; Hemiptera; Phylloxeridae. The transcript is spliced from 3 exons. The record is from RefSeq and is a predicted model, not a curated record.